AUGAAUUUUCUAUCUAUCUUUCUUCAUAGAAAGCGACAUGUGAACACAAUGACUAAGAUCAGCUACUGGAUGACUGUGCAUCUGUUCGAGUGGCUCAACGCUUCUGGACACAUCCAUGUCCUCAAAUCUCCUGAGAAAAUAAAGCACAAUGGCAACUUAGACGGCAUUGCCAAGGAGCUAUAUUUUGGCUACAGCGAUUUUUCUGGAUCCUUAUUAGUGCCGAUAAAAGAGCAUUUGCCAGCUAUAACAUACAUUACGUCACCGGCGGCAGCAGACGCAUAUGUGAUUCUCAAAAAGCCAUCGUUGGCUUCGGUAGGCAAUAUCUACACACUGCCCUUCAGUAUCGGAGUAUGGAUUGCAUUGGCUCUACUGAUAGUUGUAUCAUCGCUUACUUUAUGCUUUACCUCUUCUAGGGAGGAAGAACUGUUAAACAGGAAUGCCACAUCGACGUUAUCCCAAAAGAUAUCGCAGGGUUUUCAUGAUACUCUAUGCAUGGUAUUCCAACAAGGCACGGCUGAUGAUCCAGUGUCUUUAAGUAGCCGUGAGAUCCUGUUCCUCGGCUUGUUAUCCUUCAUGUUUCUCUUCACUGCGUAUUCGGCCAACAUAGUGGCGCUUCUGCAGUCAGCCACGAAUGACAUCAACAGCGUGGAGAGGUUAUUGAACUCGCCAUUGACUUGCGGCACUCAGGAUACGGAGUUUAACAGGGUCAUGUUUGAGGAAGAAGACCGUCCAGUUUAUCGAUCGUUUUGGUUGAAAAAGGCAGUGCCGCAAGGAGACCAAUUCUUUCUGAGUGUUGAAGAAGGCAUACGACGAAUGAGAGAGGGCAUGUACGCAUUUGUUGUAGACCCGACCGCCGGCAACGACCAAGUCAAAGCCACAUUCUAUGAGCUGGAGAAAUGUAAUAUCGGCACCUUCAAAUACACACAGUCUAUUAGACCUCACAUCGGGGUAGCUCGACACUCCCGGCUUAAGGAGAUACUGAGGAUUGGAGUGCUCCGUAUAAUCGAGUCCGGAGUACAAUCACGAUCGUCGCGGCGCGUGCUCUCCUCCAUCCCCCCGUGCGGGGUGGGCACGGCCAUGUUCACUGCGGUCAGCCUCACUCAUGUAGCCCCCGCGUACAGGUGGAUAGCCACCCUGUAUGUCAUCGCUGUGGGGCUUUUAGGGGUGGAGAUUGCUGUGUAUAGGCGUAGUAGGGGAUGAGUGAAUUGAGUUUUUUGUUUUGUACCGCGUGGGUUUAGAACUUUGAGCGUAAAAUAUUAGUGUUAUACGUUUAACUUGUGGUGCCGUGUGGCGAAAC
Plutella xylostella (diamondback moth) is the source of this 1297-nucleotide messenger RNA. Its product is annotated as ionotropic receptor 84a-like. The record is from RefSeq and is a predicted model, not a curated record. Gene Ontology annotation, cellular component: membrane. Gene Ontology annotation, molecular function: ligand-gated monoatomic ion channel activity. NCBI's taxonomy places the organism in Eukaryota, Metazoa, Arthropoda, Insecta, Lepidoptera, Plutellidae.